AUGCCUAACGUGAUGCGGUCGCCUACUUUAAAUAAAUCCCACAGCAUGUCAGAUGCAGAUGUGGAUAAAUUGAUGAGCACCGCCUCUUCAUUAGAAGAAUUCAAGCAGUCAACACAACGCGAUAGUAAACGUCGACGCGUGUCGGAAGACAGCCCAAUAGGAGGAAUUGAUAUUCGCAGAAUUAUUAGGGAGGAGCUUCGGGACAUACUGACUGAACUGCAAGAACAACAAAAUUCGCGCAUGAACAUUAUGGAACAACAUAUGUCAGAUAUAAAAAACCAAAAUAAUAACAUGCAUCUGACGACUACUGAAAUUGGUACAUCCAUUGAGUUUGUCAACGACCAACUAAAGGUAAUACAAUCAGCUAUCAGCCGUCUCGAUGAAGAACGUAAAGAAGUGGCUUCACAGAUCUCUAGACUUGAGGACAAAUGCGACUUGAUGGAAAGAUUCUCCCGCAAAACCAGCUUCCAGAUAAGAAACUUUCCUAAACAGAGAGGAGAAACCAAAGAAUCUCUGUUCAAUGCAAUUCAUAAAUUAACGAUCUCACUAGGUGUAUCUUUGGAUGCCUCAGAAGUGCGCGAUGCCUACCGAGUUCCCACCAAACAUGACAAUUCAUCUUCGAUGGUCGUUGCAGAACUCUCCUCGACUCUUACUAAAGGAAACAUAUUGAAGGCUGCAAAGAGGUUUCACGCUGAUUCCAUAAAGUUCAAGACCGAUCAAUUAAAUUCCCAACAUCUUGGACUUGAGGGGCCUAAAGUUGCAAUCUAUUUAGCUGAACAUCUCACCCCGAUGGCAUCGCGACUCUUCUUCCUGGCUAGAGAAUUCCGUAAGAGUAUGGGCUACGACUUCUGUUGGACGUCAAGUGGCUUAGUGUAUCUACGCAAGAAACAAGGUGAUCCCUAUAUUUUGGUAAGGUCUGAGGCUCAACUGCACCAGUUACGGAACAUAUGA
Molecule: messenger RNA, 951 nt
Organism: Diatraea saccharalis (sugarcane borer)
Lineage: Eukaryota; Metazoa; Arthropoda; Insecta; Lepidoptera; Crambidae
Source: the annotation of a GenBank genome assembly